UUAGAUAGCAAGGCCAGGAAGCGAGGAGCACAGCAGCGCAACAGAUGAUGGACAUGCCAUGCAUGUUUGCGUGCGGACAAGCAACUGCUGCAGUUCCACCUGAGGCAGCGGCUUACCUAAGUCACGCCGCCCGCCCCUCUAAAAAAUACAGGGUGUUCACAAAAAAACGCGCCAAAGCACCGCAGCGCUGCGCUACACGUCUCGCCUCCAGAGAGCUUCCCCGGGCCCGAGGCGCCACCUGUUUGCUAGAAAUCACACACUCGCAAGGGGGAGACGACCGCCGCAAAAACCACCACGCAAGUCCCAAUUGCCACGACAUCCGGCCAUCGCAGACCCCAGCCUCACGCUCAUUUUUUGUCAUUCUCUCUCGUCGCCCAACAUGACGCGCGCUCAGCAGACUAUUUCCCUCGGCCUCCUGGUCUCUUCUCUCUACUUUGCUCUCUUCCUCGAGCUCAUUCCUCUCCCUCCUCUCGUCCAGAAGGAAAUCGUCCCGGUGCUUCCCUUCUGGGCCCUCAUUUCCUUCGGCGCGUUGCUCCUAUUCCGUCUCGGCUGGGGCGUCUUCACGUUCAACGAUGUUCCCGCGGCGCACAAGGAGCUGAUGGAGGAGAUUGAGAUGGCAAAGGUCGACCUGAGGAAGCUUGGUGUUGACGUGGAUUAAAUCAAGAAGCAUUCGUUGGCGCAACUGGAAAGAGAUAUACCAUAAUUCAUAAAAUAGUAGUGGGCAAUGCAAUAUCAUGUCACUGUGGGAUCAAUAUAGGUAGUUCUUCAUAUAAUCGAAGCCCCUGUUCAGGCUUACUCUCUCUUUGCCAUUUAAUGAUUUGAGUC
Molecule: messenger RNA, 825 nt
Organism: Trichoderma asperellum CBS 433.97
Lineage: Eukaryota; Fungi; Ascomycota; Sordariomycetes; Hypocreales; Hypocreaceae
Biological process (GO): GPI anchor biosynthetic process
Cellular component (GO): endoplasmic reticulum membrane; dolichol-phosphate-mannose synthase complex
Source: RefSeq, a predicted model, not a curated record